GGUAUUAAAACUGCCCGCGAGUCUUUAACGCUGCAUGGUGUGCAUGCGGCUUUGUAUGCCUUGGUAGUCGUAGAUCGGUUUUGGAGGGUUGACACCUGUAAAGAGUUUUAUUUGGUAGAGAGAAAAAGAGAGGGGUAGAAAUAGCUGCCAAUUCCAGUUACAUGGAGAUGAUUACAACAGAAGAGAUGCAUCAGGCUGACAGUCAUCAUUUGAAAGAAAGGAUUAUAAAUUUUAAUGAGACCCAGGCGAGUCUGUACAUUAAUGGGGAAGACUGUGUGCUGGGCUCGGUGGACAUUAAAGAUGAGCCUGUGGAAAUGUCUGUUAUCUCUGACACGCAAAACCGUGAAACAAUAGAAAACAUCAAGGAAGAGGACUUAAAGUCACCGUCCAUCCUUCAGUAUGGUCGUCAAGAUGGAGAUCUAACCAUAUUUGCCUCGCCUCAGGGUAGAUACUCUUCAUCUCGGGAAGUUUCCAUCAAGGUGAGGUCUGGAACAGUGCUACCUGACACACUGAAGAAGAAUGAGGCAGUCUUGUCAAGUAGAAAACGAGAUGAUCAGCCAUCAGAAAGAUCAGAGGACCGUAGCAGGCACACAUUAACUCAGGCUUCUCUUCAGCAGCGACCACAGCAAAUUCCACUUGUGGUAAAUAUGAAGAUAUCGACGUCUGGAUCUGAGAAUUUGAUACCAGCCUCUUUGGGGGUCAGUUUUUUGCCUUUCGUGAAACUAACCAGGAUAGACUCUAUCAUUUCUGAAUAUUGUGUAAAAAGUGCAAAUGUUGUGCCUUUGGAUGUGUGUCAGGAGCAACAACAAAACCUUAAGAACAUUUCUAAAUUCAAAAGUGUACCAAACGGCUUUAUGAGACGCAAGUCGCACUGUUGUUCUGAAUGUGGCAAAUUGUUCUCGAAACCGAGCCUCCUUAAGAGCCACGCAAGAGUUCACACUGGAGAGAAGCCAUUUUGUUGUUCUGAGUGUGGCAAACGAUUCUCACAUAGUAGUACUUUAUGGAACCACGGAAGAACUCACACUGGAGAGAAGCCAUAUUGCUGUUCUGAAUGUGGCAAAUGUUUUAGGAAAGCAAGUCACCUUCAAUGCCACACAAGAGUCCAUACAAGAAAGAAGCCAUAUCGCUGUUCUGAGUGUGGAAAACAAUUCUAUGAGAGUAGAGAUCUUCAAAAACACAACAGAAUUCACACUGGUGAAAAGCCAUACUCGUGUCCAGAAUGUGGCAAACACUUCUCUGAUAAGAGCAAUCUUCAGAGUCACAGGAGACGUCACACUGGAGAGAAGCCAUAUUCUUGUUCUGAAUGUGGCAAACGAUUCUUUCAAAAAUACAAUCUUCAGGUGCACGCAAGAAUUCACUCUGGAGAAAAACCAUACUGCUGCAUGGAAUGUGGUAAACUAUUUGCUGAUAAAACCAAUCUUCUAACCCAUGCCAGAAUUCAUACUGGAGAAAAGCUAUAUCAGUGUUCUGAAUGUGGUAAACAAUGGGCGAGUCGUUACCAUCUAUACAUCCACAGCAGAGUUCACACUGGAGAGAAGCCAUAUUGCUGUCCUGAAUGCGGAAGACGGUUCUCUGUCAAGAGCAGUCUUCAGACCCAUAUAAGAGUUCAUACUGGAGAGAAGCCAUAUUGUUGUUCUGACUGUGGCAAACUAUGUUCUACGGCAAGCCAUCUUCAAAGUCACGCAAGGGUGCACACUGGAGAGAAACCAUAUUGCUGUUCAGAAUGUGGCAAACGGUUCACUAAUCGGCGGAAUUUUCUUUACCAUGUAAGAAAUCAUGCCAAAUAUCUGCGGUCCCCUCACGUCACUCCUGGUCAUUUGAGUGUGACAUGUUGCUGUUCACGUGCUGUAGUGCUGCUUAACUUGACAAAGGAACACACGGCCAUUUCCUGUACAAAGAUGAAUCCAGCGGAGGAUCAGGCUGACAUAAAUUCCAUGGAGAUAAUGACUGUAGAUAUCAAGGAAGAGGAGGAUGACACUGAGUGGGAAUAUGCCCCCCCUAAACAGGAGGGUCUCUGCAUUAAGUGUGAGGACUAUGAACUGGUAAGUGUCGGCAUUAAAGAAGAGACAGAGGAGAAUCCUUUGAGCAUUGAUGUGCAGCAACAUGAAGUGGUAAAUGGUAUCAAGGAAGAUGCCAUCUACUCCCAAGCUGUCUUUCAACAUGGCCAUCAGGAUGGAGCCAGAACUGGUUUUGUCUGCUCUCGGAGUGGACCGCGUUUAUCUCAGGAGUCUCCCAUCCAUGUGAAAUCGGAAUCCUUCAUAGUGAACUUAAAGAUGAUGGAAGAAGAAUCCGGAACAGUGGAGGAUCAGCCAUCGGCUACACAACAUUUUGAACGAAACUGCUGCAGUUUCUCUUUUCCUUCAUUGGUUCAACCCUCCCUUCAGUGCAGACUAAAACAAACACCACAUGAUGGAAACAUGAAAAAAGUGACUUCUGGAUCAGAUAUUUUCAUACCCGCCUCUUUGCAGUAUAACUCACUGCCUGUUCUGCAACUGCCAUGUAUGGAUAAUACUAACAAUCCGCAAGAGGUGAAUAAUACAAGUUCACUGGCUUUGUAUCUCUGCCAAGAUCAGAGCAAAGGUUUGAAGUACAAAUCUAAAUACAAAAAUGAUCAGUGGAGUCAUCUGAGACAGAAAUCAUACGGUUGCCCUGAGUGUAGUAAAGAAUUUUUACACUUAAGCCAUCUUCAGAGACACGUAAGAAUUCACACUGGGGAAAAGCCAUAUUGCUGUUCUGAAUGCGGCAAACAAUUUUCACAAACAAGCCAUCUUCAGAGCCACAAAAGAAUUCAUACAGGAGAGAAGCCACAUCGCUGUUCUGAAUGUGGCAAAGGAUUUUUGCGAAUGACUGAGCUUCAGAUACACAAACGAACUCACACAGGAGAGAAGCCAUAUUGCUGUUCUGAAUGUGGUAAGGGAUUCUCUAAUAGAGGUAGUCUCCGGAGACAUUGUAGAGUUCAUACAGGAGAAAAACCCUAUUCCUGUCCUAAAUGUGGAAAACAAUUCUCCGACAGGGGUCAUCUUGGUAAACAUAUAAGAAUUCAUACUGGAGAGAGGCCAUUUGGUUGUUCUGAAUGUGGCAGACGCUUUUCUGUCAGGAGUCGCCUUCAAAGUCAUAUGAGAAUUCACACUGGUGAGAAGCCAUAUUGCUGUUCUGAAUGUGACAAGCAGUUUGCGGACAGGACCAGUCUUCUCAACCAUACAAGAGUUCACACUGGAGAGAAACCGUAUUGCUGUUCUGAAUGUGGCAAACUAUUUUCAAGGAUGAACAGUCUCCAGAUCCACAUAAGAACUCACACGGGAGAGAAGCCGUACAGCUGCUCUGAAUGUGGCAAACGAUUCUCUCAAAAGAGCAACCUUCAUAAACACACGAGAAUUCACACUGGAGAGAAGCCACACUGCUGUAAUGAAUGUGGAAAGCGAUUCUCUGUCCGGAACAAUCUUAAGAUUCACAAAAGAAUUCACAUUGGUGAGAAACAGUUUUGCUGUUCUGAUUGUGGGAAACGAUUCUCUCACAAGAGCAAUCUUCAGAAGCAUACAAGAAUUCACAGUCGAGCAGCAAUACAACAGGAUGCCACAACUAGCAGGUGACUUUGUUGUUGGUGCACAGUACAUACCCUUACGGGGAAUAACUCAAAAGAGAAUCGUUCUUGUGAGUGUGACAAACAGUUCUCACAGAUAAGCCAGCUUUAAAGCACUACAGAAGUUCACACUAACAAAUCUCACAGUGUUUCAUUUUAACCUGAGGAUCUGAAACUGGCAAUGUUAAGUAACCAACUCAGGCUUCAGAGAGUUGCAGAAAUUAUAGAGCUGCAUACAGGGACAGAGAGAAAUGAUGCAGUACAACUUUUACAGACACAAACUGAAAAACACCCACCUUAGGAAUAACUUCACCAACAGGCCAAGGAGAAACUGAAACUUCCUGGAGAAAUAUAGUGAACAGGCAAGAGCAAAGUAAAGAAGCAUGGUGGAGAGGGCAGCUGUGGUCAGAUAUAGAAAACAAAACCUGCCUGAAAUGGAGUGGUCUGAUGGCCUUCUGUUAACUGUUUGUAUAGGUGAUGCUGUGUUUGUCUGGAUGACUGUUCAAGGUGCAAUUCACUACUUGCUGUAGUUUGGCAUGGUCCAAAUGGCAGAAGGUUUGUAGAAUUGGACUUCCCAUCUUUAGACAACAUGCGUCCCCCUGUUGUAAACCCCAGGUUUGAAAUAUUAAUGACUCCUUCUAAACCAGUGUUAACAUCCUGUCUCUUUUGAAGGCCACCAGCCACAAGCUGUGUUUGGAACUGAACCAAUAUGUAUAUGUUUUUUUUAUUCCUUAACUUUAGAGAUGGGACUUGAAAACCAAAUGAGUGCCCCCACUAAUAAAUUAAGUGUAUUAAUAUA
Messenger RNA from Polypterus senegalus (gray bichir), 4379 nucleotides. Its product is annotated as zinc finger protein 595-like. Gene Ontology annotation, molecular function: DNA-binding transcription factor activity; RNA polymerase II cis-regulatory region sequence-specific DNA binding. Gene Ontology annotation, biological process: regulation of transcription by RNA polymerase II. The coding region runs from base 162 to 3590 and encodes 1142 amino acids. The transcript is spliced from 6 exons. The record is from RefSeq and is a predicted model, not a curated record. NCBI's taxonomy places the organism in Eukaryota, Metazoa, Chordata, Cladistia, Polypteriformes, Polypteridae.